AUGAUUAAAAUUUGUCGGUGGUUAAAGAGUAGUUACUUAGAUUUUUUAUAUUUUUUUAAGUUUUUUCGAUUUUUUUUCAAUUCUAGCUAUUGCAGUAAUGUAAAAGGAUUAUUAAUGUAUUUGAUGGAAUUUAGAGCAUAUAGCGAAGAAUUUCACAGUUAUCCGUUCCACUCGAUCUUACGAUAUUUCUACAAAUCUUAGAAAUAUCCAACAAAAUCCUCGGAUAUCCGUUCAAAAUAUUUUAAUCCAAUGAACUCACUAUUUAUUCAAUAAAAUCCUGAUUAAUCAGCGAAAUCUCUCUUAAUCUACAUAAAUACCUCUUAAUCCCCCGAUAUCCCUCUUAAUCUCCCUUGAUCUUCAAUAUACCUAAUUAUCUCAUUAAAUCUACAAAUCCUCCGAUAUCACUCUUAAUCAACACAAAUACUCGAUAUCUAUGUGAUUCUUUAUACACCUGUUAUCUCCUAAAUACCAUCAUAAUUGCUUCAAAUCCUUCUAUAUCACUCAAUAGGGACUCAACUGAGGGGACAAAACAAUUACUUG
This is a messenger RNA of Meloidogyne enterolobii, 540 nucleotides long. The record is from the annotation of a GenBank genome assembly. NCBI's taxonomy places the organism in Eukaryota, Metazoa, Nematoda, Chromadorea, Rhabditida, Meloidogynidae.